CUAGAUUUCUGCUUCCAGACGGACACUUUAUUUGGCGCACUCACGUGUAAAAACGACUGAUGCUGCAAGUUGUGAUGCUGCAAAAAUAUGAUGUUUAUCGUUAUUAUUGACGGAAUUAUGUAACCGUUCAAUAACAGAAAACAGCACUAAGCAAGUAUGGGAUCUGCCGGUUGUGAGGUUCCGGUCCGGCUGCAGGUGGGCUCGUGUUUGAGGACUCUCUCCACGUCACGAGACUCCCGGGAGAUUUCGAACGCUCUCCGCACGCUCACGCGAUUCCUGGAGGACUGCGAGUUCACGCGCCUGCACUACACACACGCGCUUCAGGUGUCGGUGAGCGCGCGAAGCUCUCAAUGGUUUGGCAGUUUAUGUGAUGAUGAGAUCACGAGGCUAUGGGAUGAGUUUGUGUUCAAAGGUCCACCGGACCAAACACUGCUGGUUCUGCUGGACACAAUCAGCACCACUGGGGAAUGUGCAGGUUUGGAGCGAUGUGUGUCUGUAUUAGAGAAGUUUCUCUCUGUUGGUCGUCUCGAGGUGUUGUUAUGGUCCAGGUGUCAAACGGGUGGAGUUUCUUCAGACUCCUCCCAGAUGACAGAGACUCUCAUUGGUCACCUUGCAGCUUUACCCUCCAUCACCUCGAACCGUCUGCACACACAAACGCCUGAUGCUUUCUUACCACAUCAGUACUACACACUGCUCGCUACCAACAUCCUCAGCAUACUCGAAAAGACGUGCCGAGCUCUCAGAGAUGGUCAAGACUGCUCUCUCGGGUUUGUGGCUCAGGUGUUGGGAAAAGUUUGUAUACAAGGAUACGCCCCGCUUAUUUUUGAGACGCUGGUACCUCGUCUUUCUUCCCUGACCCGUGUGGAUCCGUUGUGUCAGCGUGUGACCCAGAAACUACUUGAGAAAAUUCCGGAACGAUGCAUGGAGUCGGUCAUCACGGGACUCGUGCGCAAGCUCAGCGGGGCAGCCGCAGUUUCCAGGCUGAUGGGAAAUCUGGUCGUGACCAAUAGGAAAGCUCAGUUUGUUCUCACACACAAGCUUGUGUUACAGCAGUAUCAGCAUCCGACACAACUGUUAAAAUCUGUUCUUGGAUAUCUGGCUCUGAAUCCAGAGCGCAGGCCGCUGCUUAAACAGGUACUGCGGAGUGUCUGUCAGGUGUGGUGUAACAGCAGUGCUAUCAAACACACGUGUGUCGAACAACAGCUGUACGUCAGCAAAGCUUUACUGCUGUGUGUUGCUUUACUCGAUGAUUCAGAGAUAAAGGAACUACGGGAAGAGAUGCUGCAAUGCAUGCUGGGAGGUGUCCAGUGUCGACUCGACAGCAGUACUGAACGCAUACGCCGGAUGGGUAUGGUGGUUGGCGAGUGUCUUAGUCAAAGGUUGGACGUCCCUGGAUCACAGUUAAAAUUCCAGUAUGAGCCAGACGAGGAGACCAGAGAGCUGAAAUCACUUAUGGAGUCUCCAUCUACUGAAGAAAGUGAGCAGUCUCAAUCUGAACAUCAGCCCGAUGUCUCCAGCAGCCUCCAGCCUAAGAGUUUGACUGACCAGUCAGUGACAUCACAGCCGGUGACCUCACAGUCUGGGCGUGACAGUGAUUCUGAUUUGGACAGCGAUGAUGAUCUGACUCCAUAUGACAUGUCAGUUGAUCAGGAGAAGAAGAAAUCGUCUCCGCCCCGUUACGUCCGAGACUGUCUGGAAGCUUUAAUGUCAUCUAAUGAUGCUGAACGGGUGGAGCUCAGUCUUCAGGCGGCAGAAGGUCUUCUGAGGAAGAACAUGAAAGCCACACAAGAGGUGAGCGUUCAGUUCAGUAAAGUGCUGCUACACCUGGAUGACAGGUACAACACGCAAGGUUUCCACACAAUGCGGCAGAACGCCAUGGUGGCUCUCACGGUCACAGACACCAAACCCGUGGUGGAAUAUUGGACUACAGAGUUUUAUUCACUAAACUACAGUCUGAGACAGAGAUUGGAUAUCCUGGAGGUCUUGGCACUCUCCGCUCAAGAGUUGUCUGAGCCAAUCACAAACAAGCACACCGGAGCUCAACCAAUCACUGCCGUAGCUGCCCGGGAGCAGCGUGAUGACAUCACACACUGGCGGCAGAUUGUGGAGAAACGGAUUCAGAGCAAAACAAGACGCGUUCACAAGGGUCCUGCUCAUCCCGCUAAAGCCGUUCCCAACCGUUACGCUCCUGUAGCCGGGUUUUUUUUCUUUCCUCUGCUCAGAAACUAUGACAGGCCACAGGUGACCUUUGAUCUUUUAGGGACUGAUCAGUUGGUGUUAGGAAGGUUGCUGCACACACUUGGACUGCUCAUGCACCUUGCCAUCAAUGCACCGGUUGCCUCUCAGAUGGGCAGAGCUCUGCUGGACUUUGCAUGGGCCGUACGUUUCCACACCGACCAGAUGGUAAGAAGAGGUGUUUUGUUCGCGGUGUGUGCUGUGCUUCUGAGCAUGCCCAGUGAGAACUUACUGACUGAACUGAGCGACGAUCUGAUGGAGACCCGAGCCUGGCUAGCAGAUGUUGCCGAGAACGACUGUGACGCAGACUGCAGGAGUUUGGCUGUACAGAGUUUAAUAUUGCUGGACAAAAACCUUAAAACUCAACUGAAGCUACCAGAUCUGGAAUCGUGAAAAGGAAAAUGACAAGAAAUUAAUUUAUAGGAUCUGCUCAGCACCUGUACAGAGACAAAACAAGACCCUCAUCUGAAAUAGAAUCUGUUUGAAUUUCAUGAUGCUGUCUUGUUGAUAAUGUUAUUAUUGUAUGUUUCUCAGAUAGCUACAUUUUGUUUUGUAUGUAUUUUAUAGCAAAACAUUAAAACAGCUCAUAAAAGAUGAAAAGA
Misgurnus anguillicaudatus (oriental weatherfish) is the source of this 2837-nucleotide messenger RNA. It is a transcript of the gene telo2, whose product is annotated as TEL2, telomere maintenance 2, homolog (S. cerevisiae). Gene Ontology annotation, molecular function: telomeric repeat DNA binding; Hsp90 protein binding. Lineage: Eukaryota; Metazoa; Chordata; Actinopteri; Cypriniformes; Cobitidae. Gene Ontology annotation, biological process: 'de novo' cotranslational protein folding. The record is from RefSeq and is a predicted model, not a curated record. Gene Ontology annotation, cellular component: cytosol.